This is a messenger RNA of Anas platyrhynchos (mallard), 15130 nucleotides long. The record is from RefSeq and is a predicted model, not a curated record. NCBI's taxonomy places the organism in Eukaryota, Metazoa, Chordata, Aves, Anseriformes, Anatidae.
CAGAUCAGGACCUCUGUCUGCAGUACAAGGACCUUGUGUUGACCACCCGGCUUGGAUUAGGGAAGAUGCAAGGCAGGAGGAGCAGAGGGCUUAGCCAAGCCGUCUGUCAUCACCCUUCAGAAAGGACAACCUUUUUGCAGCGAGGGCUGCGUGGCCGCCUAGCAGUAGCUUGGCAUCUGGUGGGUCGGUGCUUCACUCGGAUGCUCCCUGACCUCAGCACAGCUGGCCUGGAGGUCACUUGUUGUGCCUGAGCUGUACCCAGGGCACGAGCUGCCCAAAAGAGGUGUGAAACGGACUCUGAUCUGAGCAGUUUGAUCUGAGCAGUCUCUUUUGAAAGCAUGUCAUACCCCACAGGACUCAAGCCCUGUACCUGAGCUGUUCCUGAAGUGCUGCAUAGAUGCAAGCCUUGCUGCUGGAACGGAGCUGCUGCUGUGGAGGAACACAGCAGCCUAAGCUGGAAGGAACUGCUGCUUCCCACGACUGCUGCCCUGCAGAGAUUGCUGGUCCUGACCUCAGCUGAGAGACUUUGCUGCGUUUCCUACCUCAGCCCCUGCCUGCGACAUCGUCUGGGGUCACACUGCUGCCACCAUUCAACCUCAGUUUUCCCCUGGCUUAAAGGAGGGGACAGAUUGUCUGGGGGCUGGAUGAAGCGCAGACUUGGCAUGAGGGAGCCUGGAGCUAGGACGAAGUUGCCAGCACAGUGGCAGAGGAGUCUGCUGGGAACGCGCGAUCCACGGCGUGCUGCAGGACUUCAGCUGCAGAACGAUUUCCCAAAGCAGUCGCACCAGAGGCUCUGCAAAUUCCCAGGCCACCUCACUUGCUCCCAGUGGGACAGAGACCUCCUCCUCCUCCAGUGUUCCUGCAAGGCUGAACGAGCUGCCCAGUGUGUGUGCACCUGGAGGCAGAGCUGCAGAAAAUCAACGGGGCCAAAAGAAAAUUAGCAUGAGCUGUUGCUAAGAGCUCCAGAGGUGCUGUACUGGAGCUCUGCUGACGUGCUGAUCCCUGUGACCAAUUCGUCUGAAGCAGGCUGCACCGUCAACUUGGAGACAGCUCCUCCAGGGUGAGGUCAGCUGCGCCUUUAGGAGAGUCUCCCAGAUGGCUCUUCGGGGAAAAAAGUCAGAGACUGAUCAACGUCUGAAAAAGGUAUCUCAUCCAGUGUCAAAACACCAGCUUCACCUUGUGCUUCCCAAGGACAACCUGAAAAGUGGAGCUGCCCCUUCCCUUUGCGUGGGGCUCAGAAGGCUGCUCACUGAGCUCUGGUGGCAGCGUGACCUCAGGAGCUCUCCAGGAUGUGCAAGUGCUGGGUUUUAUGGCCAAGCCUGUCCUGUGCUUGGCUGACGGCCUCGCUUUGUCACACUGAGCAGAGCUGCUGGGGCGUGCUAGCCUGGGGGAAGCCACGGAGACACUGGUUGCCCAGGUAUCUGGAGAAAUUCCAUGCUUCCAGAUAAGGACAUGCCACACUUACAGUUGCCUACCACCAUUAACACAUCCUCUUCUGCGUGGUCACGUGAAGGUUGCCAGCAUGGGUGGAGAGCUCUGCUGGAGAGCAAGGAGGGAAGCUGCACGCAGUCCCCUGCAAAUGCUGUAAAGAGCGGUCAGAGGUCCCCCUAUCAACUGCAGCCCAGCUGCAGCAAGACAGCCUGCUCCCAGUGGCCUUGGCUCCCACAGAUGCACGAGAACCAGGCUGGCUGUGUGCUCCAGGUGGAGGAACAAAGGAGCCUUUCAUCUGCUCCUGCAGAGCAGGCUGGUGGCCAGCCCCUGUGUGGUGCCUGGUUCCCUCUGCUGCAGCAGGGAGGUGGGAGCAAGCAGAGGAUGAAAAAUCAGAGUAAUGGCCGAGGAGACGAUAUCCACUUGACUUUUCUUGCCCACGGCGUGAGUGAUUAAUCUAUCGAAGGCAUUGCAGCGGAGUGAGACCACAAGGUUAGGCAGCCCGAAGCCUACGUGCUCCAGGAGCUGAGGAUGCUGCUGGACCGGCAGCCACAAGGAUCUCGGGCCGUUUCCUUGGAUCCCGAACUACCGAUGCCCCUUCUUGGCACCCAGCUCACCCCGUGACACCCGCUGCUGUCCCAGUGCCAGCGAGGGGAGAUUCCCAACCAAACUCUCACGGCGUCAGGAAGCAAAGAGGAUUUUCAGCCCUCCCAUCUAGCCGUGCGUCAGAUGGCAGCUCCGUGUGCCCACCUCUGGCCAGCUGGACCAAGCAUCUUCCUCUCCCGUGCUGACCUUUGCCGUGAGGUUGUGCGUGGAGAAACGUGCCAAAACGCCCCGUUGCCGUGGGAACCGAGGCCAAGAGAGGAGCGGGCAGCUUCUGCUAAUUGCCACAGCUCCUUGACCUCAGCUGCAAACCCCACUGCACGAAACCACCCCAUGGAGCUCCAGCCCCAUCCAGCCCAGGUCUGGACGUCUCCUGUGAACCUGAGGUCGCCGUGGCUGCGUCCCCGGGGAGGUGAGGACAGCUUGAGGUCAGCCUCCGGCCCCAGGAGGAGAGGACAAGGGAGAGAAGGCUGGGGCUGUGAGCCUGGAAGAGCUUAUAGAAGGAUAAGAUGCCUACAGUGCCUCUCUGGCCCUCGUCUGUGCCUCUUCCCUGCAGCCUCCCCAUCGUCGCCUCUGCUCCGCUGCCACCGCACCUCUUCAGCACCCGGGGCCGAGGUAAGCCAAGAGGCAGGGCGCCUCUCCCCGCUCUGUCUGACCCUUCUGUCCUUCUGUCCUUCUCCCUGCACCACCCCAGCAUGUGUGCCCCUCUCCGCCUCACCUCUGGCGGGGUUGCCCUCUCCUCUGCCGCCGUUUUGCAACUCUGCAAACUUUGUCCCAGCGAUCCGCCGAGCGCGCGGGGAGGGAGGGAGCAGAGGAGGGGGGAGGUUCGCUGAUAAUUGAAAAUAAAUGGUGCAUUCGAUGAAAUAAAUGUUCUGCUGCAGCCGGCUCGCUGCGGCUGAUUAUUUAUUUUUUCUUGCUGCUGUUUUUGAGGAGAGGAGAUGCCCAGGGAAAGGGGGGCUGGAGGUAAAGGAAUGUCACCCGCACGCAGACGGAGCUACCGGGCUGUCGUCCUCUAGCCUUCUGCUACAGAGUCCUGAGCCCCCAGCAGCUCUGCACCACCCCUAGCCUGUCCUCUGCCUCUGGGGAGCCCCUGCCAUGGGUGACAGCACCCGGCUGCUUGUGCCAAGAGAAAGCAGCAGCCUACCCCCCAAAAUGGGGCCAGGCCGGGGGUCCUGGCACCAGGCUGUGCUCCGCCCCCUUGACGCCCAAGGCAGCAGGGAAGGUUCUUACGCCUUGAUGAGACUUAUCCGGGAUUAUUAUUCAGCUGCUAAUUAAUCUUGAGACUGAUGUAAAGGCUUUGGGCUGCUGGUUGAAGAUCAAGCAGAUGAUUUCUGGUCUAGUCACCAAAAGAGGGACUGUGAAGAGCAUUACGUUGCCCUCCCCGGGCAGCUGAGCCCUCCCUGGCCUUUCUGGAGCUUUUGCAGCCCAACAUGAGCAGCUGCUGGUGGGUACUGGGCCCACCCCAGUACCAGUCGGGGUUAGCAGCCUGGCCGAGCGAGCCCAAGCCACCCUUUUUCUUCCCUUGCAAGUAUUUUCACCUAAUCUAUCUUGUUCGACUGCACCCUCAUCACAGCGCCAAGCAACAGCUCCAACGUCUCGUUUCCCCAAAUUCUGGUCAUCCUGAAGCGAGCACCAUCAGCCAGGAGCAGCUUGGACCUGGAGAGCGUGGGCUCAGAGGCAACCCCAGCCUCUUUAACCAGCGACCAGCUGUUAAAUCUCAGCAGCCCGUCCCCAGCAGUGGUAACCCCAAGCACGCAGCCUGCUGGCCCUCUGCACGUUCUGUUUUUAAGCUGCCCGGGUUCGUGGUGCUCCGGUUGUGGCAUCGUCCAUCACUGCCGGGACCGUGCAGGGAGGUGAAGCUCAUCUCUCUCGCUACCACCGCACCUGAGCAGGGAGCCUUGGUGUUAUCUCCCCAGAAGUCGCCUUCGAGUACAAUUCAAUUUCUUUCUCAUUUCUUUUCAAGUGCCUGGGACCGGGGGCUUGUGUCACGGAGCUGCUUUGCAGCUGUAAUGGUUCAGAGCUGUGUAAAUAGCCAGCAACUCUGAAGGCAACAGGCACAGAGGUGACAGCGGCAUCGCGUGGGCGCCUGUUACUGGUCCUGCUGGAGCUGAGCUGGGUUGGAUCCUCAGGUGCUGCCUGGGCCCCAUCGGGGUGGGAUCCUGCCACCCUGGGGACCUCGGUGUCCCUUGGGAUGGAGCAGGUCAGGGCUGGGGGGUGACACCAGCCCCAGCCCCUGGACAGCUCCACGCUGCUGGCAGCCCUAUGGGGAGGGGAUCUCAUAGCUGCACUACCAGCCUGUAAUGCUGUUAGGGUCUGUAAAUCUGCUCUUAAGAAUUUAUGGGGUAAAUAUUCCCGCACCAUAUUAAAGACACAACUCACGGGCACCCGCAUGCAGCCGCCUGGCUGGGCAGGAGCACGCGGCGAUCUCAGGGGACGGAGCGGCAGCGGCUGCCAAAAUCUUUGGGAAGUGUUAUUUUGGGGUCUGCCCCCUCCUGCUCCUAAUACCGCAGCACCCCGGGCCCCCCCUGCACCCUGCCUUGCCUCGUCCCCAGCCGCGGUGACAGUAUUUACAGCUGGAGCGUGCCAGGCCUAAUUGCUAAUCAGCUCCAGGCAAUCAAUUCAUCUCCCCGUCGCCUCCUCGGGGAGGGGCCGCCUGGCGGAGCUGAAGGUGACUCCUGCAGGAGUUAAGAUUAAGAUUUUAAAAAUACCAGGCGCUAAUCAGCACCACUUCGUUAGCAGAGCCGGGGGCUUGGCUGUGCUCGGGGGGGACCAGGCAGGUGCCCGUGCCUGUGGCUGGGCUCUGCGGGCACCUCUGGGGCAUGGCCCCCUCUGGGGAGCUCGCAAAUAAAAGCUGUGGAGGGGUUUUAAACACAAAAUGCCCUUUUCUUUUAUUUUCUUUCCUUCUUCCUUAAAACGCCUGCUGUUGCCCAGGCUGCUUGGGAAGGAGUUACUGCACCGCGGUGCUUGCUGUGAUGCUGUGCAAUGCUCAGCCCGGGCUCUGCCAGGGGUGGAGAAGCCCCGUGGUAAUUUGGGGUUUGGGAGGGAAGCGAGCAUCCCACCUGCUGCAAACAAACCAGCCCUCCCUCCCUUAUUGACUAAAUGCUGGAACCGAGGGGAGAUUUUUCCCUUCUCAUGAAGUGGGAGCAGGGCGGGUGCUUAACGGAGCUCCUGGAAAGUGCCAGCCGCCAGGUUUUGGGGAUGGAGGAACCCAAGCAAAGCAGAGCGGCUCUGGUGGUGGAGGGACGCUGAUUCCCAGCUCGUAAUUAAAUUAAGAGAGAGACGAGAUCAAAAGGGGGCUGUAUUAAAGAAUAAAUCAGGCUCAGGGUGCGGAGCCCCUUCCUUUAAUUACCGCGUGGAUGUGUAAUGGCGAGGGACUCCAUCAAUCACCAAGGAAAGGAAAGGUGUCGAGCGGAGAGAAGCCUUCCCUGGGUUAAUUACUGCUAACGAGGGGCAGGAAGCUGGGCAGAGGACACCCAUGCCGUGCUCUGUGGCACUGCCUGCAGCUCCCCUGCACUCACAGCCACCAAAACCAGCUCCAGAAGAGCAGCGGGUCACCCUUGGGCUUAAACCCCUUGGUGAGGAGCAUCAGUGUGAGCGGGUGAUGUCCACCGAGCCGCUCAAAAGCCGUCCUGAGGGAAGGACACGUCUGGAUUUUCUGCUCGGUUGCUGUUUACAGGGGAUGUCGGGGGCUGCGGGCUCCGCCGUCGGCAGCGCCGGCCCGGCCGGGUUGGCACAGCCCCGUUUGGGGCAUAAUUAAUUCUCUUUUGAUCAUCUGCCGUGUAAAUCAUCAGUGGCCAGGAGUUAAUCACGCGUAUGAAAUGAAUCCUGCUCCUGCCUUAAUGAGCACCCAAUCGUGACCGGCAUCUGUUUACUCCCCGCACUUUCAUCUUCUCUAGAGUGUGAACAAUUAAUUGUAGCCAAUAAUCUCCUUUUUAUUCCAUUAAAAAAAAUCUGAGAGCGAAGAGCCUGCGCCCCGUGCUCCUGCUCCCCACGUAGCCCCCUUGGCUUUGUUCUUUCACUCCCAUCAAUAAACGCGUUGUGGGAGCAACCCGGGGGCUGCCCAGCGAGGACGGGGCCGUGUCACCGCCACCAGGACCCGGUGCUGAGCCCAAGCAGACCCGGCGUGGUUGGACACAGAGGCACUGCUGGGAGCUUUUAAAAACCCGAGCACCCCAAGCAGCUGAGGACAAACACCAGGAGCUUGUGGCUUUGCUCCCCAGGGUGGCCGUCCCUGUCCUUGUCACUUCUUGCCCAACGUCCCCCGUGCUGGUGGCAGCUGGCAGGGCUCGACCACGGAGGUGAGGUGAGAUGGGGCUCUUGGUCCAGCUUGUAAGGAGAGGGCAAGGUCAGCAAGAUUUGGGGCUCCUGGACACGUCCCCUGCCGUGUUGGCUCCCAUGGCGUACUCGGCCGUAAUUUAGCCUGGUUUAAUUGACGUCCAAAUUAGCCCUCGUCGAACAGCGCCGCAGCUGCAUUCAAAAAUAUUUAAAAUUACGGCACAGCAAAACAUUUUCACAUUUCAUUAGCGCGUCUUAAUGGGAAGUGUCCGUGCCCCAAAUUCUCCCGUUGUUCUCAGCAGUUGAAGCUCUCAUGGCAGAGGCUGCGCUCCUGCCAAGCGUUGCACGAUGCCGGCACGGGCACAGCGGUGCCGAAACACUGCCGGGGAAGAAAGGGAAGGAAAAGCAGCAGCAUAGACGGGCUGCUUCUGGUCUGAAGUGGGCACCUCUGCCUUCCAGGGGCUGGCCCGUCCUCACCGGUGCCUGACUUCAUCCCUGCUGCUCUGAGCUCAUCUCCAGCACCCCCCGGCCCUGGGGACCCCCCCCCCAGCCCCUUGGCUCAGCCGCCUGUGAGCCGGGGACACGUCCCCACGCCACCCAGCACUGCCUCCUGUCCCUGUCCUCCUUUUCUCCCCAUGUCAUUGGCAUUCAGCUCUCCUGUUUAUUCAAUUAGCGCAUUUCUGCUUAAUUAUCUGAUUAAUCUGAACAUGUCUAAUUGCUACAUUAGCGGGGCGGGGGUGCCUGUCCCCCCCCUGCAGUGCACAAGGCCUCAGUCAAAGGAGCCGCAGCGGGAGCCAGGAGCGGCUGCGUCCUGUCCUGCAUGGGCCACGGGCACUUUCCUUUCCCAGCCUGGAUGGGAAUUGUCUCGGACAGGCGCUGGGAGAAAGCCUGCCCCAAAUCUUGGCUGAUGUCCCCAGGGGAAGGAGGGAUGGGACAGGACGGGAUGGGAUGGGAUGGAAGGGCAGGUCCCAGCACCACCACCCCAUCUCCAAGCCCUGGGUACUGCUGGUGCCGUCCCGGUGCUGAAGGCUGGGUGCUGCCAGCUGCCAAAAUUGCUGCUGAAAUUUCCACCUUCCCACGUUUGCUGGGCAGCCCUCCUAUUUCAAGGAAAGAGGGCUUUUUUUCCCUUCCCUGUUCUCCCUCUCCCCCAGAGCCUCAUCCUUGGCUGUCCCCAGCUGUGGGUACAGCAGAGGGACCUGGCGGUGUGUGCAGCUCUGCCCAGGAGCCUCUCAAGGGGGGAAAACCUUCCAUAAAAUGGAGGUUUCCAAAGGGAAAGAUGAAUGCAUAUGAGGGAUAGACCCCACGAAGUGCUGCAGCCUCAGCACAGGGCCAAAAUCCCCCCCCCUGCCGACUGGGGCUGGGUUAGUGGAGGGAAUAAUUGGUAGGUGCUUCUGAAGCGUAAUGAGUCGAGGGCGCUUGCAGCUUUUGUUUAUUGACUCUCGAGAUCUAAUGAAUACUUCCAAAGGUAAUUAUUGAUUUUCUGCAUUUGCAGGAAGCCUGCUUGGCUGGGGGAUGAAGUGGAGAUGGAAAUGGGGAGGUUUUGUGCAAGACCAAGCUCUGUUUCUUCCUCUGGCCUCGUGUCACUGAAGCAUCUUUGCCGUGGGGGCAAUGGGGCAUGGAGGUGUGGGUCGAGGUGCCAGGAUGGUGCCAUGGCAGUGGGGUCACUGCACCAGCACUGUCCUGGCCAUGGGGACAUGGGGACAUGGGGUCAGGCCUGGGUCUGCUUCCCUGGGGAUUCAGGAACCCCAAGCACCGUGGGCACAGAGCAGCAGGUGCUCAGCACCCACUGGGGUUCUGCGGCACGUCGCACACUGAGCAAAUAAUCCAAACCCAAGGGAAAAUUCAACGUUUAUAGAAAAAUCUUUGUCCGGCUCCAGGCCAAACCCAGCUCUCUUCUCUCUCUAGAAGGGGGGAAGAGAUUAAAAUGUAAUCCUGGGUAAACACAUUUUCUGCUUCCCGUCCCCGGGGGCACCUCUCAGCACGCACGGAGCCACCCCACUGCUCGCUCCUGUCGAGGGCCCCGGGCAGGCUUCACCCGCGGUGGGGGCAGCUUCUGCUGCUGCUCACCCCAGAUCUAAACUAGGGAGGUUAACCCUUUGGAUUUGGGGGAGGAAAAAGGGGGACUAAGCAUCACCGGGGGAUGGCACGGGGCUGGCAGCCGUGCCGGUGCCACCGCCGUGCUUUUUGCGGGUGUCUUGCGCCGCUUUCCCCGGCUGUUUAUUUAGGAGGCGAUUUAUUGCAGCGCCGUUGCUGUACGGCGGGGAGGCGCAUCCCUUGGAGCCUCCGUUAAGGGAGCCAAUUGCUUAAUUGGCUGCCGAUGUCCCCGCGAGGUACGCCAGGAGAGGUUUCACCUCGUAGCGAUCGCUGCCUCCCCCCUGCUCACACGCCACCCGCGCUGCCGAUUUAAUAGCGCAAACAUUUGUUAUUCCUCCCAUUCAGCAGCCAGAUCGGGGGUGUUCGGAGCAGCUCCAGGUGUGGGCUGGGCUUUGGGGGACAACAGGGGACAGCCGGGCUCGUUUGGGGCCAGGUGGCCUGGGGAUUAGAGGAGAGAAGGGCCAGGCGGGCUGGAAGCGUUGCGUGGUGCCGUGGGGCCUCGGCUGCAGCUGGCGGUGGCUGCACUCAUCCUGCAGAGCUGGGAGCUGGUGCUGGGCUGGGUUUUGGGGUAACGAGCUGCAUUUAUGGGGGGGGAUCAGCAUCAGGCUGGGAUCCUUCCCCCCUUGCUCCAGCAUCCCCACCGGCAGCACCAAAGGAGCCCCAGGGGCACCAGCUGGGUGUGAAGCUGUCCCCAUAGGACAAGGUCAGCUCUCUGCCCGUGCAGAUGCUGUCCGAACCCCUCGGGCUUUCCAGGUGGAGCUGGCUGUGUUUUACAAAGCCCUGCUGGACCUCUGCCUGACUCUGCUGCUGCUGAGGUUUUAGGGUUUUAGGCUUGCUGCUCUCCGUGCAGGGCCGCAGCCCUGGGCUCUGGGUACAGAAAGCAAAAAGCAGCGGGGCUGGAGGAUGUCAGACAGGCAACGCCCUGCUACCUCCUGCUAAUUUUGCAUCCAUCGCAAGGAGGUGAUCAAGUUUGCCGUGGUUUUCCCUCCUUCCUCAGCUCCCGCUGCCUAUUGUUCCUGGCUCUGCCAUCCCCAGCUGCUUACAUAAAGCAGCACGCGGCGAGCCGAGGCACAAUAGCGAGCGCCUCCGCCACCCAAGGUCACCGCCUCUCACUUGUGCUCCCAAGCACCGGCUCCGAGAAGCAUUUUCUCCCAGAAACAGCUUUAUUGGGCUCGGUGCAAGAAGCUGGGGGGAUCAUGCCGCUGCACUUGCCCCAGCCCAGGUGCCCCGGUGGCGAGGAGGGGUUGGAUCCUGCCCCGGCUGCUGAGCCCUUGGUUUUGGAGCCGCUUUGGGUUUCCCUCCCUGCUGCUGCCCCAGAGCUGGGGCUGAGAAGCAGCAAAGCCCAGCCCUGCCCCUCCACCUCGCUGUUAAAUGGGAGAGGAUAGAGGGGGAGGAAAAGAAGAGUUUGUUUCCCAAAUCCCUUCCUUGUGCAGAUCCCCGUGUGGACCAGAUACAGAAAGCUCCCCGUGGCUUUCUGCUGCUUUUCCUCUUGGUGAUCCGAGCUGGUGCCUAUAUUUUUUUUUUCAGUGAGCAGCUGGGAGAGGGCAAAACCAGAGGCUGAACCCAGCCAGAGAGGAGAUGCUCCUGGGGAGCACCCCUGGACCGGGAGCCCCGGGCUGGUCACCAUGGGGCCCAUUUGGGUAAUAAAACGGGCGAUGUACUUGGGUGGAGACCAUCCUGGGGCUCCCGGUCCAGGGAUGCUCCGGAUCCAGGGGUGCUUCUGGUCCAGGGAUGCUCCGGAUCCAGGAUGCUUCCGAUCCAGGGAUGCUCCUGGUGAGAUGCUCCUGGUCCAGGGAUGCUCCUGGUCCAGGGAUGCUCCGGAUCCAGGAUGCUGCAGCCCCGGCGAUGCUCUGGGUCCGGGGCUGCUCCCGGCGGAGCAGCUGCGGGAGGCGGCACCGGGGAGGGGACGGCGGCGGGGCCCGGCCCCAUUCCCCGCCUCGCAGCCACAAAACGGGAGCCGGGAGCGGCUCGGCCCCACACGCCCCCCGCCAGCCGCGCCGAACCGGGCUAACCCCGAGCCGCAGCAGCCCCGGGCACCCCAACCUGAGCCGUGCGGGGCCGGGAGGGAUGUAACAGCGAUCAGCACCGCGGAGAGCGGCGGAGCGGAGCCGUGCCGAGCCGUGCCGAGCCGUGCCGGGGCCAUGGCCAGCGUGCAGCAGGGCGAGAAGCAGCUCUUCGAGAAGUUCUGGCGAGGAACCUUCAAAGCCGUGGCCACGCCGCGCCCCGAGAGCAUCAUCGUGGCCAGCAUCACCGCCCGCAAGCCGCUGCCCAGUGGGCCACUCAGCUGCCUGCCCUACCCUGCAGAGGACAGACACCCCGAGAAGCCAAGCGGCCGCGUGUCCAAGGAGGCCUCCAGCACUAACGGCUGGGCGAGAGGGAAGGAGAGGCGCAGCCAUGCCCGCCGCAGGUCCCGCAGCCCCUCGUGCAACGGGGAGCGCGCACCGCUGCCGGCCCGGGGGAAGAAGAAGAAGAAGAAGUCUGGCCGCAAGAAGCGCCGGAGGUCUCCGUCCUACAGCCCCUCCCCUGUGAAGAAGAAGAAGAAGAAGAGCUCCAAGAAACGAAAAAGAAACAGGUUAUCCUCAAAGAAGAGAAGACACAGUUCUUCAAGCCCCAAAAGUAAGAGAAAGGAAGAAAGAAAACACAAAAAACACUCUCGUGGGCGCACCCGGAAAGCUCAUCGCCAUCGCCACCGCCACUCUCGCUCAGAGAGCUCCGACUCCUACUCCCCGAGCUGCCGCAGCAGAGCCAGGUCUCGGGAGGAAGGGCGUAAAACACGGCGAAGAUGCUCCCAGCACCAUUCAAAGGUCACAGCAAAGCGAAGCUCCUCUGCAGAGGUUCAGGCCAACCAAAAAGCCAGCCAAACCCUCCCACUCUACAGCUUCCUGUCUCCCAAGGAAGUAAUCUCUCAGUCAGGGUCUUCUGCUGACCUCUUUACCAAAACAGACAGCCCGCCGGGCAACCUAGCCAGCCAGAACGGAGAGUAUCAUGAAUAUGACUCAGGAAACGAUACUUCCUCCCCUCCCUCCACUCAAACGAGCUCAUCCAGGUCCAAGGACAGCCAGGAGAAAAGAAGUCUAGUCCAUGAUGGCUUUGGCCAUGCCUUCUCGUCCGGGAAGCCCAAACUGGCCAACAGUGAUAACAGCUCUGAUUCAGGAAAUUCCUUCACCAGUUGCUUUUCCCAGACCAAGGCGACAGCUUUGGAAAAUCUGUCUCCAGAUGCCCAGGGACAAGACCGAAGAGCGUGCCUGUCCUUGUGUCUCAGCUGUUCGGAGGAGAAGAAGCGAAAUUUGUCCCCGUCCCCAGCCCCCAGCUCCCCGGCAAGGCCGUGCUCCCGCAGCGAGUCGUACAGCAGCACGGACAGGUCCUCCCCUGGCUCCAGCCGCUCCAGCCGCUCCCGCUCCUCACACCACAGGGCCUCCCCCAGGUACUCCCGAAGCAGGUCCUGCUCUUCAGGGAAGAGGUCUUCUUCACGGUCCCCCAGCUAUUCUUCCAAAUCCUGCAAAAAAAGUCCUGGAAGCCGGAGUUCAAAGCCUCGCCGGAGCCCCAGUUACUCCCGCUACAGCCCCAGCAGGGACCGUGAGCGAGAGCACAAGUACGGCUCCAGCGAGAAGGAGACGCACAGGGAGCGCGACCGGCGGCGGCGGUGCUCCUACUCGCCCCUGAGGAAACGCAGGAGAGACUCCCCCAGCCACCUGGAAGCGCGGCGCAUCACGAGUGCCCGCAAGCGCCCCAUCCCCUACUAUCGGCCCAGUCCUUCCUCCAGCAGCGCCAGCAGCUACUCCUCUUGGUACAGCAGCUUCAGCCGCUCCCCCAGCCGCAGCCGGAGCUACUCCAGCUCCCGGACGAGCCGGAGCCGCAGCUGGAGCAGCAGCAGCGGGGAGGGCAGGAGCCGCAGCCGCAGCUCGGGCCCCAGAAGCAGCCGCAGCCGGAGCAGGAGCUCUGAGUCAGGAGGCAGCUCCGACAGCCUGCGGCGCUAGGGAGUGCCACCGAUGGCUCGCGCGCUGCCGGCACCUCCGAAUUCCUGGCAUUCUCCACGUCCUUCCCACCUACCCGGCCAUCGAGAGCAAUCACCCCGAUACCGAUGCGAUGGCAGCACCGGGUCUCCCUUCCCCACUUCGGACACAGUAAGAGGCUGCCUGCGCACGGUGCGGCUCCUUCGCCACCUUGCAGAGAGGAUGGGUCUGUCCCGGCUCUCCCAGCCGGGGCUGGAAGAAGGGUCGGUGCCCCACAGAGAGCCUGGUACUCCAGAUCUGCUCCGUCCUCACCAACAGCCCCCAUCUCUCCACCGCUGCCAUUCUCCAAGAGCCACCAGCUGGUCCAAAGGAAGAAUUUGUCUCCCUGCUCUUCUCCUGCCAAACCGGUAGCCAGCAGAUUAAUUUCCCUUGGAGGAAGAGACACAUUUAGGGAGGAAUUUGCUGGGAAGCUUUAGUGAUGAGUGGGGGUGACCUGUCAUAACCAAGGCAAAUAUCAGGUCCCGUGGGUGUCUCCCCCGGAGUUUCUGCCCACUCUGCAGCAGGCCUCUUCCAUGAGAAUAUUUAUUUAUUGCCAGAAGCCAGUCUCUGCUAGAAAUAGAAGGCUAGGAAUCCCUCCUGAUGUUAACUCCAGGGGAAAAAAAAAAAAAAAAAGCUCCUGCCUUUUCCUACCAGGUGUGCGUUCAUCUUUCACGGGGUCGUUUUGUUUUCCCCCAGCACUGAGACUCGUGAACGUGCUGAGGUCUGAAGCAGAUUUGGGAGUGGGGAGUCAGUGCCAUGGUGUGAGAAGUGAGGCUGUGGGGUUCCCCUCUUGGAGGCCUCUCCUGCAGUUUGGGGGCAGUUCAGGUUUUUCUAAGGGUUCCUUGAUCUCCAAGAGCAAGGUGGGACUGUGAGGAGCUGAGGGCGCUGGGUUAGCUCCGGCGAGGUACCUGCAGCGGGGUGUAGGGAGAGCACAUGGGGCAGAAGGGCUGUGUGUGAGCCAGGGAAUCCCAGCUCCACAUUCCCUUAACAGACAGCGGUGGUCAAUAGAAGGAGGGUUUGGGGCAAUAACUUCUCCUUGAGGCUCAGGCUCCCCUUGAAGUCAGGAUCAGCCUCAUCACUCCAAGUGUAAACCCAGAGGAGAUUUUCCCUCCCUGGCACUACACAGCCGAAAAGGCUCCGCUCUCAGCUCUGGCCACGGGGUGACCGAGCGGCUCCCCGACGCACGGCGCGGGGUUUGGCCUCCCCCAGCACUCCACCGCUGCUCCGAGGCUCUUCCCCUCCCCAGAGCUGCAGCAGGGUGCAGGGGAGCCCAGGUUGGUGCUGGGGGGACAGGAAGGGCCCCCACUAAUUGCCUGUUUUUCCCAGGAGGGCCCUGCCUGCCUGGGCGGCCCUGCGGUUUUGUCUCCCUGCCAGGCUUGCCAGCCCAGCUGCCUGCGCAAUUACUGUGUUUUGCAGGGUAACAAAGGCUUCUCCCAGCACAGGCUGAGCUGGUGCUGAGGAUUUUCUUUCUCUUACAACACCUGGCUGCUUAGAGACGCUAAUUUAGGCUUAAGACUUCCCUCCCUCCCUUUUUCCAUCCCCUCCCCUUCCAUCCUGCCUGAUUAUUAACAAGUUUGGGCUUAAUGAGUCAAGGAGGUGUGUCAUGUAAGUGUCACAGAAAAGGGCUAAGGGGAGCCAGCAUCUGCUGGAGGAGCAGAGGGCUUAGAAAGAAAAGCAAACUCACCAGAUAAAGGGUUACCCAGGGCCCUGCUCCUGCUGGCAGCAGGUAAAGGGGCCAAGCUGUGAGCAGACGAAAGACAAACACAGCCUGGAUGAUUGCCUUAUCAAGCAAAUAAGCGUGUUAUCUGCUGGAAAAAACAGUAGCGAGGGUUAUUCUGCUACCUGGCUGGUACACGGGGAGGCUCGAUGCCAGGGGUCCCCUUUUCCCAGUCUCAUUCCCACUGCUGGUGCCCCUUGCCCUGUGCCUUCCAGCCCAAGCCCCGCUUAUUUCCCGGUGCCCCUGCCUUGUUCCGUGGGGGUGAUUUGAGGGUGGCUGAGGCACAGAGCUGGGCUCCUGGGGCUGCUCCGUGGGGAGACAUCCAGCUCCUGGGGGCCACUUCCUAGGGCAUAGAGAAAAAAAUUCUUGGCAGGGCUGAGCAAAUCAGGGCGCUGUGGCUGAGGAUCGAAGACAGGGCGUUUGUGCAGCAGGGUGCUGAUUCCUUCCCCUUGCCCUGGGCCUGGCAGCAGCCCCUGGGCCAUCUUCUGCAGUGAGCUCCCUUCUUGUAAAGGGCUGAAAACCUCACGCUUCUUCCCCAGAGAGUCUCUCCCAGUUUGGCAUUUGAAUGCUCUGUAGAAGACCUGAUGGCAGUGAGCGGAGACCCAACCCCAAAUCCACCGGUGCACGGAGAGUUGCCCCCUGCCCGCGUACCCCUGAACGCACACUUGUGUCUGCAGCAAGGCAGCAGCGAGCCAGGCGGGCAAAAACCAGGAAAGAAAAGAAGAGCUUCGUGGUGUAAAUACCCAAACCCAGCGCUGACUGGAGUUCCUCGUGGCUGGGGACGGACGAACAAACACCGCGUCGGGGUCCGGCUGCCCCGCGCCUCCGGGACUGCCUCCGCCUGCACAGUCCAUGGCAGCUAAACGCUCCUGGGGUUUCCCAAGUGACUCGCGUCGGAGCAAACCUCUUAAUUUAUUUAUUUAUUUAUUUAUUUAUUAUUAUUAAUUAUUCUCUUUUUAAUCGGACGUCCGAACGGAUGCAGGUGGCCGCCGUGAGCAGUAUUUAUUUAUUCUAUUUUUUU